Messenger RNA from Hibiscus syriacus, 1080 nucleotides. Its product is annotated as transmembrane protein 45A-like. The coding region runs from base 168 to 995 and encodes 275 amino acids. The record is from RefSeq and is a predicted model, not a curated record. The transcript has 3 exons. Lineage: Eukaryota; Viridiplantae; Streptophyta; Magnoliopsida; Malvales; Malvaceae.
GCAGAAAAGAUCAUCUCUUGAUACAAGAAGAAGAAGAAACCUUUCGAGAAAAAGAAGAAGAAGAAGAAGAAGAAGAAGAAAGAAGAGGAGAUUGCUGAGAUUUUGGUUGAUUGUAUUUGAACAGUGAAGCUAGAGAUAAAGAGACUGUGAGAUAUAUCAACAAAGAGAUGGGAUCUUUCAAGGGUCAUGCUUUGCCAGGGACUUUGUUCCUUGUUGUUGGUGUAUGGCACAUAUGGAGUUCCCUUGUCCGGUUUGUGUCAAACCCCAAGUCUUUUGAGGUCAGGGUGUGGAACCCUGUUCCUGGUUUUAAUGGGAAGUUGAAGCACUUGGAGCUUUAUGUUGUAGCCAUUGGUGCUUUCAUUGAUCUGUGCAUUGAGCUUUUGUAUUCAACCCACCUCAAGUUUAUUGUCAAUGGAAGCCUCAAUCCAUCGCACUUGAACGAUUUUGAGCAUUCAGGGAUGCUUCUCAUGUUCUUCCUCUUUGGUUCCAUCGCUUUGCUUUCAGAGAAAACGAGUUUUGUUUCGUUACCACAAGGAUCCCUUUGUCUUAUUGCGGCCGCAGCAUUCACCGCAGAGUAUAUGCUGUUCUACUUUCACUCAACCACUCACAAGGGCCUUGAAGGAUACUACCAUCUUGUCCUUGUCCUUCUAGUAGGACUGUGCAUUUUGACCACACUCGCCGGAGCUCUCUUGCCAAACAGCUUCCCGGUUGAUUUGUGUAGUGGAAUUGCAGUAACUCUCCAAGGCCUCUGGUUCUAUCAGACCUCUUUCACCCUCUACGGCCCCAUGAUGCCGGACGGUUGUCGACUCAAGGAUAAUAAUGAAAUCCGUUGCCAUCUGGUAGAUAGUGAAGUUCGAGGGCAGUUGAUUGCUAACUUCCAGCUCUUUUCUAUGGUGCUGGGUGUCGUUGCUGCUGUUGUGGGAUCAUAUGGUUUUGCAGCUUCAAGAUAUGGGAAUUCUGAUCUUAGAACCAUGCACUCAGUUCAACAUGGCUGAAGCUGCAUGGAGCUUAAGCUAAUGAGGAUCUAUUAAUUGAAUACGAGGGAGAGAUUUGAUGGAGGACUUGAAAGUUUCCAUAGCU